UCCAAAAACAAACAAACAAACAAGCAAGGCAGAACCAACCUCCACUUCACACCAGCCGGCACAGCCACCCGUGUCUUGCCUGCCACCCAGAGAGGGGGGUCUGCGGCCCCCGGUGGAGGAGUUGCAGGGACAGGGGGACAGAGGCCGAGCGACGCCCUGGGAGCCACCGGGCAGGAGGCGGAGGAGACCCGGAGAGGCGAGCGAGACAGCGGGCCCCCGCGCGCGGCGGCUCGGGGCUGGGGCGCCAGAAGUGGGACUGGAGCGAACUAGAGCGAUGCCAAGGAGGAAGCAGCAGGCACCCAAGCGGGCGGCAGGCUACGCCCAGGAGGAACAGCUGAAGGAAGAGGAGGAGAUCAAAGAGGAAGAGGAGGAGGAGGAAGACAGUGGUUCGGGAGCUCAGCCUCAGGGCAGCAAUGACGCGGGGACAGACGAGGAGCUGGAGAUGGGCCCCGAGCAAAAGGGCUGCUUCAGCUACCAGAACUCUCCAGGAAGCCACCUGUCCAACCAGGACGCCGAGAACGAGUCCCUGCUGAGCGAUGCCAGCGAUCAGGUGUCAGACAUCAAGAGUGUGUGCGGCCGAGAUGCCUCGGAUAAGAAAGCCAGCGUGCGCCCCAAGCUUCCAAACGAAGCCCACAGCUGCAUGGAUAAGAUGACCGCCGUCUACGCCAACAUCUUGUCCGAUUCCUACUGGUCGGGCCUGGGCCUCGGCUUCAAGCUGUCCAACAGCGAGAGGCGGAAUUGUGACACCCGAAACGGUGGCAACAAGACGGAUUUCGAUUGGCACCAAGACGCUCUGUCCAAAAGCCUGCAGCAGAACUUGCCCUCGAGGUCCGUGUCGAAGCCCAGCCUGUUCAGCUCGGUCCAGCUGUACCGGCAGAGCAGCAAAAUGUGCGGGACUGUUUUCACCGGGGCCAGCAGGUUCCGGUGCCGGCAGUGCAGUGCUGCCUACGACACCCUGGUCGAGCUGACCGUCCACAUGAACGAAACCGGCCACUACCAAGACGACAACCGCAAAAAGGACAAGCUCAGACCCACGAGCUACUCCAAGCCCCGAAAGAGGGCUUUCCAGGAUAUGGACAAGGAGGAUGCUCAAAAGGUCCUGAAGUGCAUGUUUUGCGGUGAUUCCUUUGAUUCCCUCCAGGAUUUGAGUGUCCACAUGAUCAAAACAAAACAUUACCAAAAAGUGCCUUUGAAGGAGCCAGUCCCAACCAUUUCAUCAAAAAUGGUCACUCCCGCCAAGAAACGCGUCUUCGACGUCAAUCGGCCGUGCUCCCCGGAUUCGACCACUGGGUCGUUUGCAGACUCGUUUCCGCCCCAGAAGAACACCAGCCUCCAACUGUCUUGCAACAACCGCUAUGGCUACCAGAACGGUGCCAGCUACACCUGGCAGUUCGAGGCCUGCAAGUCCCAGAUCUUGAAGUGCAUGGAGUGUGGGAGCUCCCACGACACUCUGCAGCAGCUCACCACCCACAUGAUGGUCACCGGUCACUUUCUCAAGGUCACCAGCUCUGCCUCCAAGAAAGGCAAGCAGCUGGUGCUGGACCCACUGGCCGUGGAGAAGAUGCAGUCGUUGUCAGAUGCCCCAAACAGUGAUGCCCUGGCUCCCAAGCCAUCAGGUAACUCCGCCUGUGACGGCGCAGCCUCCUCGACGGAGCUGAAGGACAGCAAAAAGGAAAAACCAGAGGAGAUCAACAAGGAUGAGAAGGUCAUGAAAAGCGAGGACUAUGAAGACCCUCUCCAAAAGCCACUAGAUCCUACGAUAAAGUACCAGUAUCUGAGGGAGGAGGACUUGGAAGAUGGCUCGAAGGGCGGAGGGGACAUUUUGAAGUCUUUGGAAAAUACCGUUACCACUGCCAUCAAUAAAGCCCAGAACGGGGCUCCCAGCUGGAGCGCGUAUCCCAGCAUCCACGCAGCCUACCAGCUCUCAGAGGGCACCAAGCCUUCCUUGCCUAUGGGCUCCCAGGUCCUGCAGAUCCGACCCAACCUCAGCAACAAGCUGAGGCCGAUCGCACCCAAGUGGAAAGCGAUGCCGCUGGUGUCCGUGCCUGCACACCUGGCCCCCUACACGCAAGUGAAGAAGGAGCCGACAGACAAAGAGGAAGCGGUGAGGGAGUGUGAGAAAGAGAGUCCCCGCGAGGAGGCGUCCUCGUUCAGCCACAGCGAGGGGCACGCUUUCUCCAAAAGCGAACCGCCUGCGGAGUCCAAAAAGGCUGAGCCGCGUCCCCCGCAGGCGGAGGACAAGCCGAUGAGAGAGGGCGGUGAGAAAGAGAAAGGCCCGGCUUUGGAGCCGGCGUCUCCGCUCAGCAACGGCUGCACCCUCACCAACCCUGCAGCGGCCCUGCCGGGCAUCAACCCGCUCAGCGCCCUGCAGUCUGUCCUGAACAAUCACCUGGGCAAAGCCACGGAGCCCUUGCGCGCACCCUCCUGCUCCAGCCCAAGCUCAAGCACAAUGUCCAUGUUUCACAAGCCGAGCCUCAGCGUCAUGGACAAGCCAGUCCUGAGUCCCCCCUCCACGAGGCCGGCCAGCGUGUCCAGACGCUAUCUGUUCGAGAACAACGAUCAGCCCAUCGACCUGACCAAGUCCAAGAGCAAGAAGGCCGAGUCCUCGCAAGCUCAGUCCUGCACGUCCCCGCCCCAGAAGCACGCCCUCUCCGACAUCGCCGACAUGGUCAAGGUCCUCCCCAAGGCCACCACCCCGAAGCCCGCCACCUCCCCCAGGGUCCCUCCCGUAAAGCUGGAGAUGGAUGUCAGGCGCUUCGAGGACUUGUCCAGUGAGGUCUCCACCUUGCAUAAGAGGAAAGGCCGGCAGUCCAACUGGAACCCCCAGCAUCUUCUGAUCCUGCAGGCUCAGUUUGCCUCCAGCCUCUUCCAGACCUCGGAGGGCAAAUACCUGCUGUCCGACCUGGGCCCCCAAGAGCGGAUGCAGAUCUCGAAGUUUACGGGACUCUCGAUGACCACCAUCAGCCACUGGCUCGCCAACGUCAAGUACCAGCUUAGGAAAACGGGUGGGACCAAGUUCCUAAAAAACAUGGACAAAGGACACCCUAUCUUUUACUGCAGUGACUGUGCCUCCCAGUUCAGAACCCCGUCUACCUACAUCAGUCACUUAGAGUCCCACCUGGGUUUCCAAAUGAAGGACAUGACCCGCCUGGCCGUGGAGCAGCAAGGCAAAGCGGAGCAGGAGCUCUCCCGGGUGUCGUCGGCUCAGCGGUCACCGGAAAGCAUAGCUGGCGAAGAGGACACAGACUCUAAAUUCAAGUGUAAGUUGUGCUGCCGGACAUUUGUGAGCAAACAUGCAGUAAAACUCCACCUAAGCAAAACGCACAGCAAGUCCCCCGAGCACCAUUCACAGUUUGUAACAGACGUGGAUGAAGAAUAGCUCCGCAGGGCCUCUCCAGUGCGGUGCCCACGUCACCC
Budorcas taxicolor (takin) is the source of this 3417-nucleotide messenger RNA. RefSeq names its product teashirt zinc finger homeobox 2 (gene TSHZ2). The record is from RefSeq and is a predicted model, not a curated record. Gene Ontology annotation, biological process: regulation of transcription by RNA polymerase II. Gene Ontology annotation, cellular component: nucleus. The transcript has 3 exons. The coding region runs from base 275 to 3379 and encodes 1034 amino acids. Gene Ontology annotation, molecular function: DNA binding; DNA-binding transcription factor activity, RNA polymerase II-specific. NCBI's taxonomy places the organism in Eukaryota, Metazoa, Chordata, Mammalia, Artiodactyla, Bovidae.